CUCAUGGUGAUGGAUAUUUGCAGAGUCAAAUAAAUCCCUCCUGUUCUGCGGCUGAGGGCACGGGUUUGUACUUCAUUGAUUUAUUUCCUCUUGGUUGAUCUCUCCCUGCUGAAUUACGCCUUACUCAGUGAUCGAACCAAAGCUCGGAGGUCGGCUGUGGACGUGCCAUAUAGUGCUUGUCAGGGCACUCCCAGCUCCACACCAAAGAUCUUUAUGUUACUUAAUGGCUUCUAUUUAGGCUUGGACUUAGCAGUUUGGACCUGACAAACCCUCAGGUGGCUUUGGGUGGGAAAGGACCUUCCACCGCCUGGAAUACUAUCCCAUAUCAUGCACCAGCCUCAGGGAAAAUCAAAUGGUACAAUGUAUUUGCGGAACUACACUGCGAGCAAUGGGUGGUGGGACUUCCAAACAUUGGGAUACACGUUUAGCAAAUGACCUGGUCAGUCAGCACUAAGGGAUCUGCCAAUCUGGAUGCCUAAACCCCACGGCAGAAGGGUUGCUGUGCCUGGGUGCAUGAGGGCACGUCAUCCCAGUGCUCCCCUUGCCCCCAGUAGCACCAGCAUCACGAACUGGCCCCACCCUGGGAGUGGCCACAGCAGCAAAACUGCGGUCAAAGAGCGACUGAGGGCCAGGGAGCACAGGAACAGCCAUGGAGAGGUGAGUCCCUGUGGGAUGGCUCAAGGCAACAGGAUACAGGCAGACAUUGGGCACAGGUGGGUGCAGCAGGAGCUGUGGGUGCAGGAUACAGGCAGACACUGGGCACAGGUGGGUGCAGCAGGAGCUCUGGCUGCAGGAUACAGGCAAACACUGGGCACACGUGGGUGCAGCAGGAGCUGUGGGUGCAGGAAGGCCCCAGCCAACACAGCUCCUGCCAACAGGGUUCCCCCAUCUCUCUGCAGCAUGAGGAUCCUGUGGCUCUGCAGCACCACCGUUCUGCUGGGCGCUGCCCUUCUCCUGCCUGCCCCUGGCAGCACCCAGGCUCUGGGCAACCCCGGGAUGAAGGACCUGUCUACGGAGGAGGAUGUGGCCAAGGAAAUCAUCCUGGGAGUUCGUGCUGUGGAGCCACCAGAGGAGGCUGAGGUCUCCAGAGAUGUGGAACCAGGCUCAGAGGUUGUCUCCGGCAGCGCCUGGGCUCGCUGGGUUGCCCGCCAAGCCCAGGCAGGACCAGAGCAGGACCUUGACCAUCUCCACCACUCCCAGGAUGAUGCUGCAAAGGAUGAUGCCUAUGAGCGACCACUGAUGCUGUCCCUGCAGGUGCAGAAUGGCCCCGAGGAGGACCAUGACCACCUCCACCACCGCUGAGCAGUGGAGACAGGCUCCAGAUGCACAAUGAGGUGUGGGAGCAUCCCUGGUCCUCAUCCCUCCCCACCCACCCUUGAGCCCCCCAGUAAACCCUAUUAAAGCACCUCCA
Molecule: messenger RNA, 1411 nt
Organism: Pezoporus occidentalis (night parrot)
Lineage: Eukaryota; Metazoa; Chordata; Aves; Psittaciformes; Psittacidae
Exons: 3
Coding region: 472-1302 (276 amino acids)
Source: RefSeq, a predicted model, not a curated record